CGUGUGCUCUUCUGAUCGUCAGCCAUGUCCGGCCGCGGCAAGGGAGGCAAGGGGCUCGGCAAGGGCGGCGCCAAGCGCCACCGGAAGGUCCUGCGCGACAACAUCCAGGGCAUCACCAAGCCGGCGAUCCGGCGGCUGGCGCGGAGGGGCGGCGUGAAGCGCAUCUCGGGGCUCAUCUACGAGGAGACCCGCGGCGUGCUCAAGAUCUUCCUCGAGAACGUCAUCCGCGAUGCCGUCACCUACACCGAACACGCCCGCCGCAAGACCGUCACCGCCAUGGACGUCGUCUACGCGCUCAAGCGCCAGGGCCGCACCCUCUACGGAUUCGGCGGCUAGGUUCUCUGUCGCCGCCUGCAGAUUCCAAAAGCUUGAUGGAACCCCGACUUGUCUAGUUCGCUAUUUCGUGUGUAGUUCGAACUGAAUCGUGGAACAAAGUUGUUCGCAUGUGUUUGUUGGAAAUGAAACUUGUCUCUGUCAGCCUGUCGUAAAUCUGAUUUUGUUCGCUGGUUGGUCUUC
Messenger RNA from Triticum dicoccoides, 516 nucleotides. RefSeq names its product histone H4. NCBI's taxonomy places the organism in Eukaryota, Viridiplantae, Streptophyta, Magnoliopsida, Poales, Poaceae. Gene Ontology annotation, molecular function: structural constituent of chromatin; protein heterodimerization activity; DNA binding. Gene Ontology annotation, cellular component: nucleosome. The coding region runs from base 25 to 336 and encodes 103 amino acids. The record is from RefSeq and is a predicted model, not a curated record. The transcript is spliced from 2 exons.